Molecule: messenger RNA, 1101 nt
Organism: Macrosteles quadrilineatus (aster leafhopper)
Lineage: Eukaryota; Metazoa; Arthropoda; Insecta; Hemiptera; Cicadellidae
Product: inositol hexakisphosphate and diphosphoinositol-pentakisphosphate kinase 2
Exons: 5
Coding region: 604-1101 (165 amino acids)
Biological process (GO): inositol phosphate biosynthetic process; inositol metabolic process
Cellular component (GO): cytosol
Molecular function (GO): inositol hexakisphosphate kinase activity; 5-diphosphoinositol pentakisphosphate 1-kinase activity; diphosphoinositol pentakisphosphate kinase activity
Source: RefSeq, a predicted model, not a curated record
AUCAAUAACAGAAUAACACGUUGAAAACAGAUUCAGAUUGUGUGUUAGGACCAUUUUCAACAAAUAACUUAUUAUAGAAUUAUAAGUAGUUAAAUAUUUUAAUUGUUUAUUUAAAUUUCAUAUGUUUUGCAACAAAGUUCCAACAUAAUAUUGUGUAAGUCCCGCUAAUGUUAAGUAAAAUGUGAUAAGUUAUUGAUAUUUAUUUGAGAGAUCUGAUUUAGGCUACUCAAUCAUAAUAAAUUACUUAAUUAUUUAUCAUUUCGAUCAUCAAUGAUCACUUUUCGUUAACAAAGACUGUUUAUCCUAUGCUACUUGGAAUUAUUAGUGGCAUCCUUUAGGCUUAGGUACCAUUACCACAAUUUUUCAUACCAGCGUUGUUAAAACCAGAAAGUCUACCUCCAACCAGCAAAUUAAAGUAUUGUGUUCUGUUUUGUGGUAAUGAUUUCAAAAGAAGAUAACUCGUCAUUGUUAUGUCAUAUACUGAAUUGGAACAUGGUUAUCAAGGAUUGCGAAGAGCAAGGCCAUCAUUUUAUGUAGGGGAAGAUGCAACAAGUAUAAGAUUGGUGAAAAAUAGGUUUUGAUUUUCUAAACAUUUGCACGUUAAUGAUGGGUGAUUUCACACACAUUCCUGAUGUUUAUGUAUUCGAUGUUGACAACUCUGCUGAACCUUAUUGGCAAACGGGCGAUCUGAGCGAACUGCACGAUGACGAUAUCUGCGUUGAUGAGGGCAAACAGGUGGUGGUGGGGGUUUGUGCCAUGGCUAAGAAGUCGCAGUCCAAACCCAUGAAGGAAAUCCUAACACGCAUGGAAGAGUUUGAAUACAUCAAAAUGAUAGUUUUUCCUGAAGAAGUCAUUUUACAGAAACCUGUUGAAGAAUGGCCAAUGUGUGAUUGUUUAAUAUCAUUCCAUUCAAAAGGGAUUUCCAUUGGAAAAGGCUAUUUCAGUAUGCCAUGCUUCGGAACCCAUUUAUUAUCAAUAAUCUGGACAUGCAAUAUGAUAUACAGAUCACUUACGCAAAUCCGCAACAGACAUCUUAAACUUAAACCCUCCCUCCUUACUCCUAAAGAUGACAUUUUCCUCAGCACGGACAAUAGACAAUAG